Molecule: messenger RNA, 2465 nt
Organism: Syngnathoides biaculeatus (alligator pipefish)
Lineage: Eukaryota; Metazoa; Chordata; Actinopteri; Syngnathiformes; Syngnathidae
Gene: spsb1
Product: splA/ryanodine receptor domain and SOCS box containing 1
Exons: 3
Coding region: 425-1246 (273 amino acids)
Biological process (GO): intracellular signal transduction; proteasome-mediated ubiquitin-dependent protein catabolic process
Cellular component (GO): SCF ubiquitin ligase complex
Molecular function (GO): protein binding
Source: RefSeq, a predicted model, not a curated record
UGCGGAAAUAACAGUCGAAUUCCGGAAUGAUGCAUCAUACACCACUGAAGACAGCACCGGUGGCGGUUGCUGUGGCAGAACCCUUCAAGGACGCUGAAGACCGGAACGGAGACGCACGGACGGGACUGGGGACUGGGGACUGGGAGGUCCUAACGAGCGCAGCACAACUCGGUCACGUGACCCGAGAUAGGGUUAGCUAGCAAAGACGUCUUCACUUCGCCGAAUUCAUGUCGUCCGGACUCGGAUGGCUCAAGGCUGUACAAACCUCAUCUUGACCUUCUUAAAUACGACGGAGGAGCAAACACCUGACUCUUGGAUUGCAUGAGCAGAAGAGAAGACCUGAGCUUAACUACUCCCCCAGUGGACUUUGAGGCCGGGGGAGGAGGAAGAAGACGACGUAGUCGCUACCAUUACUACCCAUAGUAUGGGGCAAAAAGUCCCAGGUGGCAUUAAAACUAUUGAUAUGAGAGAUCCAGCGUUCAGCCCCCUGAAGCUGGAGCUUCAGGCCUUGAAUCACACCAAGCCUUCUCGACUGGACCUGCUGUUGGAUAUGCCGCCUGCUGGCGCGGACGUCCAGGUCCAGCACUCGUGGAACAACGACGAUCGCUCACUCAACAUCUUCGUGAAAGACGAGAACAAGCUGGUUUUCCACAGGCACCCUGUGGCGCAAAGCACGGACGCCAUCCGGGGCCGUGUCGGCUACACGAGGGGACUGCACGUUUGGGAAAUCAGCUGGGCCAUGCGUCAGAGGGGGACACACGCCGUGGUCGGUGUGGCGACAAGCGACGCUCCGCUACACUCGGUUGGCUACACCGCGUUGGUGGGAAGCAAUAGUGAGUCCUGGGGUUGGGACUUGUGCAGGAGUAAACUCUACCACGACGGCAAGAACCAUUCUGGAAAAACGUACCCGUCCUUCCUCGAGCCAGACGACACCUUCAUCAUACCGGACUCCCUCUUAGUCGUUUUGGACAUGGACGAAGGGACUCUGGGCUACAUUGUGGAUGGGCAUUACCUGGGAGUGGCGUUCAGAGGUUUAAAGGGACGGAAGGUAUACCCAGUUGUGAGCGCUGUGUGGGGACACUGUGAAAUACGAAUCCGGUACAUAAACGGACUUGACCCUGAACCUCUUUCUCUGAUGGACCUGUGCCGCCGUUCGGUGCGAGUGGCUCUCGGGAGAGAGCGUCUGAGUGAAAUCCACAGACUGCCCUUGCCGGUCUUUCUCAAGAACUACCUGCUCUACCAAUGACGGCGUGUUCAAGUUCAAUAGGACGCCCCUCCCCUUCGCCGUCCCUCCUUCCCCUUCUUGUGCUUCUCUGGGAUCUUUCUUGGGCGGAACUUGUUCGACAACAUUUCUGAAGCCUGUCGGACAGUCUGGGUCUCAAAGUAUUCUUCUUUCGUAGUGGCUGGACUCCUUUUUUUUUUUUUUUUUUCUUUUUUUUUGUUUUUAGAUUCUUAUCACAUUUUAAUGACUUCUUCCAGUUGUACUCCACUUUAAAAGAUAUCAGGAAUCACUGAGUUCUAUGCACAUGCUGAUGGGGGGGGGGGAUAUGCCUUGACGGUCAAGCCAAUAGUGGUCAGUAUAUCUCACAUAAAGGUAGGUAAUUUUUUAAAUAUAUUUUUGAUUGCAGUAAAUAAAUAAAUUGCUCAUGGGCGUGAAGUGCAAAGUCGGAGUUGUGAAAUCGCCACCAGAUGGCAGCAUUUUCAUGCAUUUUACAAGCAAUAGCAGCCACGAGACAAGCUCCAGUUCACCCAGCGACCCUAGUGAGGAUAAGCUAAAGUAAAGAAAGGACGGAUGGAUGCUGGCUUUUUUUUAGAAAUUAUUUUAAAUAGAUGCAGACAUUUGUGGUGGCAACUGAACUGAGAUGCUGAUCACUCCGGCGAGAAACUGACCCAGUUAUCUCCUGCUCACAGUCAAGGCAUCCGAUCUGAACUACUGCAUCAGCCGGAAUCUUCUGAAAUAUGUCACUGUGAUCAUUUGUAGCAUGCAUCUUUGAAAACUCUUUCUCUUGGCAAUCACAUUGUUUUUUUUAGGCUCUCUCUGGUUUAUUGGUGCCAUUUUGGCUGGUGUCGUUCUCACAUCAACUUUUAGCUCACCAAAAAAAAAAAAAAAAAAAAAAUUUGAUCGUUAAAGAUGUCCGAACGGAUUUGGCACAUAUCAGGGCACAGGUUUUGCUAAGCGGGAAAGCGGAGUUUUCGUUUGUGCAUUGACCACACUGUACAUAUUCGGCGCCACGAUUGGACGACAAUCCACAAAGUGCUGCUCUGCUGCCAACAUUUUCAAACGCCGUACAGUACAAUUAUAUCAGACCCGUUGAUUCUGCUGUUUCUAAAGAACCGUUCUCGUCAUCUUCUACAGUCGGCACUUCAUGUGCCACAACUGUUUUUAUCUUGACUGCUUGCAUUUUAUUUGUACUUCCUGGUGUAGAUCUAUUUCUAUGUAUCUAUUAAAGACUUGUUCCUGUUGA